Molecule: messenger RNA, 1449 nt
Organism: Zea mays
Lineage: Eukaryota; Viridiplantae; Streptophyta; Magnoliopsida; Poales; Poaceae
Product: F-box protein At5g50450
Exons: 3
Coding region: 144-1277 (377 amino acids)
Molecular function (GO): protein binding
Source: RefSeq, a predicted model, not a curated record
GGCCGCGCGCCGCAUCUGCGUGCCCACCCCGCCUCCUCCCCUCGCUAUAAAUAGCACCGCCAUGGCCAGCCUCCGCUUAACUAUCUCCAUCUUCUCUCUUCACUCCGAGGAUCGGAGUGAAAGGAGCACUAGCUACUGGCAGUAUGGUGAGUCUGUGUCUGCAGGCGAAGAGGCCUCGGGUGGGGGCGGCGCCACGGGUUGUGGCGAACCAGAUGGGGGCGUUCGAGGUGCUGCCCCAGGAGCUGAUCCUCUCCGUGCUCACCGCCCUGUCGUCGGCCGCGGACAAGCCCGCCGACCUCUUCAACGUCAUGCUUGUGUGCCAGGAGUUCUGCAGGCUGGUGACUAACCCGCAGGUGAUCCGGGCGGCGUCGGCGGCGUGCGUGUCCGUGCUCCCGCGCAGGUGGUGCGCAGCCGCCGACCGUUUCCUCCGCUUCUGCGGCGACAACGGCAACGCGGACGCCAACUUUUUCCUCGGCAUGAUCCAGUUCUACUGCUUGGGGCUCCAGACCCAUGGGUGGUCCCGCAUGCUGAUGGCGGUGCGGUCGGGCCACGCGCACGCCGCCUUCGCCGCGGCCGUCGUCUACUACAACGGCAGCUGCAUCGACCACAACCAGAGGCAGCCGCUGGCGGCCGCGAACCUGUUCGCGCUGGCGGCGUGCCGCGGCCACAUGGGCGCGCUGCGCGACCUGGCCUUCUGCGUCAGCAACGGGCUGGGCGUGCGGCAGGACGCCGAGGCCGGCCGCCGCCUCACCUUCACGGCCAACCUGCGGGAGUUCCGCGCCACGUACCCGACCGCGGCGGAGCAGGCGGUGGCGUACGCCCACGUGGUCGGCAACCCCGGGUGCCUCACCAGCGAGCUCGGCUGCUUCACCACCGUGCCGGCCAGCCUGCGGGGGUGGGCGCACCCGGCCAACCGGUUCCUGUGCGACUGGUUCUCGGCGAACCCGCUGCCGUUCCCGCCGCGGCGCCUGCUGCUCAUGUGCUCCAUGCCCACCUGCGGCCGCCCGGAGACGCGGGGCCUCGAGUACCGCCGCUGCCCCGUCUGCGGCAUCGCGCGCUACUGCUCCCGCUCCUGCCAGUCGCUGCACUGGAGGAUGGGCCACACGCGGGAGUGCGUCCCCACGCACCAGUGGCUCAUGGAAGCCAUUGCCAACCACGCCGUCGUCAAUGCCGACGACGGCGCCAAUGCUGCUGCUAUGCCCGCUGUCAACAAUAAUAGCGCCACUCACCACAACAAUCUCGGUGGUGCUGCUGCUGAUGCUCCUGCUCCUAAGUAGACAUGCGUCGACGAGCCGGCCCGCUAGCUAUUCACCAGCGCUAGCUACUACACCUCUCCUAUCCUAUGUUCUCAGUUAACUUUCUGUCAGACAGUAGUUUUGUUUUCCUUCGUGUAAUCGCCUAGAUAUAUAUAUUUCCAUUUCUAAAAUAUAUACCUGUGAGUUUUCUAUA